Triticum dicoccoides is the source of this 1132-nucleotide messenger RNA. RefSeq lists its product as uncharacterized. The transcript is spliced from 9 exons. Bases 77 to 1132 code for a protein of 351 amino acids. Lineage: Eukaryota; Viridiplantae; Streptophyta; Magnoliopsida; Poales; Poaceae. The record is from RefSeq and is a predicted model, not a curated record.
AAACACAGAGUGUGCAAAGCAACAAAAGAAUCCACACACAACCGGGAGAAAAAGCCAUGCCAGGCUACAAAAAGAGAUGGAAAUCAAAAGGAAAGCACCGAUCCACAAGAUUGACCUUUGGGAUGAAGCUCAUAAGAAAAAAGAUGGCAAUUACACAAGCGACAAUGUGAAGACAAUAAUGGAUGCAGCUAAUGAGGAGUUAAAAAAAAGGAAAAUGGAUCACAAUGGUAGCCUUUCCACUGACGAUUACAGUGAGGCCUUUAAAGGUGCACUUGCUGAAAAGGCAAAACUUCGAGGUUACUAUGAUGAAAAGUAUUGGAGCGGAGUAAAUGUUUCUCAAGGAAUAACUUUUGUUGGGAAGUCUGAUCAAGACAAUCUUCAGUUUGAAGUACGCAUGGUCAAAGAUAAUGUAGAAGAUGUCAAAGAUGAUGUAAAGGACGUCAAAGGUGAUGUAAAGGACGUCAAAGGUGAUGUAGGGGAUGUUAGAGGUCAGCUGGCUAUGAUUGCUGCAUUCCUUGCCAAAAAGUUUCCUGGAGAGAGUUUGAGAAAUGAAGUGGAUUCUCCAACAGAAAAUUAUCAAGACACUCUACCUAAAAGAGAUAACCAUCUCCAGUGUGAAUCUUAUAAUGUCCUCAAACAAUCAAAUAAUGAUGUGCAGGAGCCACGAACUACAAUGCAGGAGCCGCAACAAACCAAAUCAAAAGAGGGUUGUGGCAGUGCACCUUUACCACAUGAACAUGUGAUCACUAAGAAUGCCCAUGCUGAAAAUAAUCUUGCCGUGCAGCAAGGUGGUCCUGAACCAAGUUUACGACUUCACCAAGUUACUAAGCAGGAUAAAGUUGAAGUCGUGUUGUAUUCAAUGAACUCGAGAAACAAAGACAAACUCGUGGCCAAAGGAACUUUAGCCAGUAAAGAGAAAACAUAUGUGGUUGGAGGAAGCAUGCUUGGUGUGGAAUACGUUGCAGUUCUUGUUCGCGGUUGUACAUAUCUAGGAGAUGAGAAACUAGUUAGACCAUAUGAAAAAUUCCAAACAGUAAGGGAUGCUAUGGGUUCUGUUAUUGCUUGGCCUCGCUCACAUGUAAAAAUAGUUAGGCCAACUCCUCCAGCACAACCAGAAAGCAUUGGGCGGUGA